AUGAGGGCUGACGACCGGUGCGCGGGCCGGACUCCCUCGCACUGCGCCGCGGCGCGCGCCGCGCCAACCUUGAACUUGAAGCGGGGGGGAGGGGGCAGGGUGCGGAGAGGGGAGCCGUCAAUAAACUCCGCGCAGGCCCCCGCCGCCUUGUCAGCCCCCCUCCCCGCCCGCUCGAUGCCGGUGGGGGAGGGUGCGUUGAACUGCAGCACGAAAGUGAAAAUACGAAUUUCACUCUCGCCGCUUACGAAAUGCACCUUUCUCCGCUUUCACGUUGCGCGGACGGCGUCGUCAGCGAGGAGUGGAGUGGAGGCGGGCGAGCGGUGUCGCAACCGGCCGCGGCCGUCGACCUGCUUAGCGAGCGCUCACCCGCACUUGCAUAACCGAUCCCCACGCGAAAUAGGAUCUGGCCGGCACGCGCCCCACUUGGCGGCUCGCAGCGCGUCCACGCGACAUCGCGCGGACGACCUUCCUAUGCUAAUUGCGUACACAUCGCCCGCGGCACACGCGCUCAACACGCACCUCGCUGCGCGCUCCAGCAUUGCA
Molecule: messenger RNA, 543 nt
Organism: Iphiclides podalirius (scarce swallowtail)
Lineage: Eukaryota; Metazoa; Arthropoda; Insecta; Lepidoptera; Papilionidae
Source: the annotation of a GenBank genome assembly